Cordyceps militaris CM01 is the source of this 792-nucleotide messenger RNA. Its product is annotated as 6-phosphogluconolactonase, putative. Gene Ontology annotation, molecular function: 6-phosphogluconolactonase activity. Gene Ontology annotation, biological process: carbohydrate metabolic process; pentose-phosphate shunt. The transcript has a single exon. Lineage: Eukaryota; Fungi; Ascomycota; Sordariomycetes; Hypocreales; Cordycipitaceae. The coding region runs from base 1 to 792 and encodes 263 amino acids. The record is from RefSeq and is a predicted model, not a curated record.
AUGCCCAAGACGCAGCCCAACCUCUACGCCUUUUCCGGCGUCGACACGCUCGCCCCGGCCCUCCGGCAAUACAUCAUCCAGAGCCAAAACGCCGGCUUCGCGCGUCACGACAGCUUCAAGGUGGCCGUGUCCGGCGGCUCCCUGCCCAAGACGCUCGCCGCCGCGCUCCUCGCCCCCUCCUCACCGGGCGCCGGCGCCGACGCCCUCGACUUCUCCAAGUGGGAAAUCUUCUUCGCCGACGAGCGCGCCGUGCCGCUCGACCACGCCGACUCCAACUACGCCCUGCUCAAGGCCGAGCUGCUCGACAAGCUGCCCGCCGACCGGCAGCCGACGGUGCAUCCGAUCGACGUCGCCGCCCACCUCGACGACACGCAGGAGCUCGCCGACGCCUACGAGCAGACGCUCGUCGCCUCGUUCGCCUCGCGCGACUCGGUCCGCCUGCCCAUCUUUGACCUCGUCCUGCUCGGCUGCGGGCCCGACGGCCACACCUGCUCCCUCUUCCCCCACCACGCCCUGCUGCGCGAGGCCACCGCCUGGGUCGCCCCCAUCGACGACUCCCCCAAGCCGCCCGCCCGCCGCAUCACCCUCACCCUGCCCGUCGUCACCCACGCCGUGCGCGUCGCGUUCGUCGCCACCGGCGCCGCCAAGAAGGAAAUCAUGAAGCAAAUCUUCGACGCCGCGGAUGGCCUGCCCUGCACGCUCGUGAAUGAGGGCGCCGGCGACCGCUGCAGCUGGUUCGUCGACGAGCCCGCUGUCCAGGGCGUGAGCUUCCCGCGCCGCUCGUUCCUGUGA